Messenger RNA from Ostrinia nubilalis (European corn borer), 1940 nucleotides. RefSeq lists its product as uncharacterized. The transcript is spliced from 9 exons. Gene Ontology annotation, molecular function: serine-type endopeptidase activity. The record is from RefSeq and is a predicted model, not a curated record. Gene Ontology annotation, biological process: proteolysis. The coding region runs from base 275 to 1813 and encodes 512 amino acids. NCBI's taxonomy places the organism in Eukaryota, Metazoa, Arthropoda, Insecta, Lepidoptera, Crambidae.
UCGAAUGAAUGAAUGCUUUUUCAGCUUUCUUUUUUAAUUUUUUUGGGAAAUUACUUGUCGCGUACGCCUCAUUAACCACUGAACUUGACAAAACAACAAGAUCUGUGAAGCACCUUGACCGUGGCUUGCGCCCAGACUGUGUUGCCCAAUCGUAGACCUUCACGAAUCGAGUUAAGGUCUAAAGUGCAGAAGUGCUUGUCCCCGCGGUUCCAUUGGGCAAUGGUAGAGGACCGGCGCGGGCGCAGCUGACGGCACAGCCAGGACCACCGCUGAAAUGGACGUACGCCUUCUCCUGCUGUUCAGCCUCCUCACUGGCGCUGACUUCCAAGAGACAGUGGAGGCGGAAUGUUGCUCCAACGAUGUCGAUGGCACGCAGCAGGACACCGCCGACCAGACUACAGAGGUGGCAGAGUUCCAAGACCUGCUGGAACUAGAAGCAGCAUGCCCCGAGCUGAGCGGUCAGAUCAUCGGCGGCAGGCCUAGCUCGGUCACCAGACACCCAUACCAGGUGUCCAUGGUGCUCAAUGGGAACUCUUUCUGUGGAGGGUUCAUCAUCAGCCCGAGCUAUGUCCUGACUGCGGCGCACUGUGUUCAGAACGUAUCCCCGAACGCGAUCCGCUUGCGCGUGGGCAGCACACGACGCGACUCGGGCGGGCGUAUCGUGCGCGUGGCCAACGUCACCGUGCACCCGCGGUACGGACAGCCGCAGUAUGACAACGACAUUGCUGUGCUAGGGCUGGCCCGGCCUCUGGUCUUCAACGAUGCCAUCAGAUCCAUCCGGCUGCCCCAGCCGAGACAGGCCGUGCCGCUGGCGAGAAUGACGGUCACUGGCUGGGGUCUCACUGCGGGUUGGUCCACCGUGCACCCACGGUACGGACACUCACAGUAUGACAACGACAUCGCUGUAUUAGGCCUGGCCCGGCCGCUGGUCUUCAACGAUGCCAUCAGAUCAAUCCGGCUGCCUCAGGCGAGACAAGCCGUGCCGCUGGCGAGGAUGACGGUCACGGGCUGGGGACUUACUGCGGGUUGGUCCACGAUGCACCCGCGUUACGGACAGCCGCAGUAUGACAACGACAUCGCUGUGCUAGGCCUGGCCCGGCCGCUGGUCUUUAACGAUGCCAUCAGAUCCAUCCGGCUGCCCCAGCCGAGACAAGCCGUGCCGCUGGCGAGGAUGACGGUCACGGGCUGGGGCCUCACUGCGGGUUGGUCCACGAUGCACCCGCGUUACGGACAACCGCAGUAUGACAACGACAUCGCUGUCUUAGGCCUGGCCCGGCCACUGGUCUUCAACGAUGCCAUCAGAUCAAUCCGGCUGCCUCAGCCGAGACAGGCCGUGCCGCUGGCGAGGAUGACGGUCACGGGCUGGGGCCUCACUGCGUAUGACAACGACAUCGCUGUCUUAGGAUUGGCCCGGCCGCUGGUCUUCAACGAUGCCAUCAGAUCCAUCCGGCUGCCCCAGCCGAGACAGGCCGUGCCGCUGGCGAGAAUGACGGUCACUGGCUGGGGUCUCACUGCGCCGCGCGGACGACGCAUCCCGCGCAUCAUGAUGGAGGCACGGGUGCCGGUGGUGCCGCACUGGCUGUGCCAGCUGUCUUACGGCGACGCGCUCACCACCAACAUGUUCUGCGGAGGACACUUCCUCAUAGGCGGCGUGUCUUCUUGCCAGGGUGACUCUGGAGGGCCAGCAGUAUUCAGAGGGACGGCUUACGGGGUGGUUUCUUUCGCCAGAGGGUGUGCCUUACCUCUCUCGCCUACCGUCUUCUCCAACGUCGCAGCUUUGAGGGACUGGGUCACACAGACCACGGGAGUUUGACCUACUUUGGAUAGCGAUAAUCUAAAUAAAGACUUUGAAAAUGAAUACUCCUAUUACAGUAUUAUUUAGUUUUAGGUAUUUUUGUAAAGUGUUUUUGUAACGAAUUAAAUGUGUAUAGAAUUUUGAA